AUGCACUCGCGUCGACCCGAGACCUUAAAGAUUGACAUCUCCAAGUAUAGGGGAGUCGAAGAGGACUCCCUCUUGAGAUGGUUCGUCGAGUUGGAUGACGCCAUAAGGGCGCGUCGCAUCGACGACGGGGAUAUGCAAGUUGCAUUUGCCCAGUCAAAUCUGGCAGGACGUGCCAAGAAUUGGGCACUGGGGCUCAAGUUGCACGACCCAUAUGCGUUUGGGUCGUUGGAAGUCUUCAAGUCGCGGCUCAGACACACGUUUGAACCGCCUAGAGCUGAGUUCAGAGCUCGAACCGAACUCUCGAAGCUCAAACAGGGUAAGCGUGAUGUGCACGCUUACGCGCAACAUAUACGACAUAUCACGAGUUGUAUAAGUUCCAAUCCGGUUGAUGAACACACGUUGGUUUCGGUGUUCAUGCAAGGUCGUGCGGAUAGUCCCGUCAAGACUCACAUGUUCCGGCUUGAACUAGAUUCACUAGAACAAGCCAUUUCCAUUGCGGAGCAGGAAGACUUCAGUCUGAGACAGGCUCGCGCCAGCUCGACAUCAUAUCGUCAACCGAGACGAUAUGACAGCGGAGGUCCAGAGCCGAUGGAACUCUGUUAUGUAGAGAGCGAGAAGGCUCGCUCUACAGGCUACAAGAAGUUGCAGAGAUGCAACAGAUGUCAAAAGACAGGACACUACGCUUACGAGUGUAGUGCCCCUCGUCCAGUGUCUCGCAACACUGGGCGUAUUGACCGUCCACCCAUGAGAAAGGGGCAGGGACGCGGGUCCGCUGUUGGUGCGAAAACGCAACAACGGGAUGGACCGUCAAAAAACGGACAGGAUCAGUAG
Messenger RNA from Peronospora matthiolae, 831 nucleotides. The record is from the annotation of a GenBank genome assembly. Lineage: Eukaryota; Oomycota; Peronosporomycetes; Peronosporales; Peronosporaceae.